AUGGGCAACGACGUCCGGGGCAGUAUCGGAACAAACGGCUUUGCCCACAACGAAUAUCUUUCUGCAGCUGUUACCGGUAUUCGCGACGACGGUGCACCAGAGGACCCCACAUUGGCGCCCGGGACAGCUGACUGGACGCUGCACGAGCCGGUGUCAGAGAUCGACCCCAAAGAUGCGGCCACGCCAGAUGCAUGGGUGCCGCGGCACCCGGGCCUCAUCCGCCUCACCGGCAGGCACCCCUUAAAUGUGGAGCCAACCCCCACAGCGCUGAUGAAGUAUGGGUUCAUCACCCCGGCUUCCCUGCACUACGUGCGCAACCACGGCCCAGUGCCCAAGAUCCAAUGGGCGCAGCACCGACUGCAGAUCAACGGCCUGGUAGACAGGCCCACCACCUUCACAAUGGACGAGCUGCUCAGCACCUUUGAGCAUGUGGACGUUCUCUGCACCCUCACCUGUGCCGGCAACCGGCGAAAGGAGCAGAACAUGGUGGCCAAGACAAUUGGCUUCAACUGGGGCCCGGCUGGCACCAGCACAGGGAUGUGGACGGGGGUGCGGCUGGCCGAUGUGCUGCACCACUGCAGCAUCAAAGGCGCUGAGCAGGCGGCCAACUAUGUGUGCUUCCGAGGGCCCAAGAACGAGCUCCCGCAGGGCAAGGACGGCAGCUAUGGGACGAGCGUGGAGAGGUACAAGGCGCUGGACCCGGCCUCAGACAUCAUUCUGGCAUUCAAGCAGAACGGCCGCCUGCUGACGCCCGACCACGGCUACCCCCUGCGCAUCAUUAUCCCAGGGUACAUUGGCGGGCGGAUGGUGAAGUGGAUAGAGGAGAUCACAGUCACAGAGGCGGAGAGCGACAACUUUUACCAUUUCCAUGACAACCGCGUGCUUCCCUCCCACGUCACCGAAGUCCUCGCCAAGAAAGAAGGCUGGUGGUACAAGCCGGACUUCAUCAUCAAUGACAUAAAUAUCAACUCGGCCAUCACUUCGCCCGCGCAUGACGAGUUCGUCCUGCUGCCGGGCCGCAACUCCUUCUUCACCGUCUGCGGCUACGCCUACUCAGGUGCGGGGCGCAAGAUAAUCCGAUGCGAGGUGACAUUGGACGGCGGCAAGACCUGGCGGCUGGGGGAAAUACGCCGUGCUGGGCCGCCCAACGCAUACGGCAAGCACUGGGCCUGGGUGCACUGGAGCCUGCGCGUCCCCCUGCUGGAUCUGCUGAGGACGGAUGAGGUGGUUUGCCGGGCGUGGGACGAGGCGAUGAACACGCAGCCGGACUCCUUCACCUGGAACCUCAUGGGCAUGCUCAACAACUGCCACUACCGAGUCAAGGUGCACCCAGUGGAGCUGCAGGACAAUGGAAUGGCGCUGCAAUUUGAGCACCCCACCAUCGCAGGCGUCACUGCUGGCGGCUGGAUGAACCGCGUCGAAAACACUGUCCAGGAGGCGAAGGAGGUGCCAGAGCCGGCGGAGGCUCAGGCGGUGCCCAAGGGUGGAGAGGCGACGACCUUCAGCAUGGAGGAGGUUGAGAAGCAUGACACCAGGGAGUCCGCCUGGUUCGUGCACGCGGGGCAGGUGUACGAUGGGACGCCGUUCCUGAAGGACCAUCCGGGCGGCGCAGACAGCAUUCUGCUGGUGGCGGGCACGGACGCAACAGAGGAAUUCAACGCGAUCCACUCAGAGAAGGCCAAGAAGCAGCUGCUGCAGUAUCAAAUUGGCAAACUCGCCUCCUCUGCUCCCCCAGUGCCAGAGCAGACAGUGCCGGUGGCGCUCAAUCCAAAGAAGCGGCUCAAGUUCAAGCUGGUGCAGAAGGAGGAGCUGAGCCACAACGUGCGCCGCUUCCGUUUCGCGCUGCCCUCGCCGCAGCACAAGUUUGGCCUGCCCGUCGGCAAGCACGUCUUCCUCUACGCAGAUGUGGCCGGGGAGCUGGUGAUGCGCGCGUACACACCGACCUCAUCAGAUGACGAGCUGGGCUACUUUGAUCUUGUCAUCAAGGUGUACUGGAAGAACGAGCACCCGCGCUUCCCUGAGGGCGGCAAGAUGAGUCAGUGCUUAGAAGCGCUGCCCAUCGGAGGGGAGAUGGAGGUCAAGGGGCCCCUCGGCCACAUGCACUACCUCGGCCGUAACAGGUAUACUCUGGAGGGCGAGGCGCGCACAGCCAAGCACUUCUCCAUGAUCGCCGGCGGCACAGGCAUCACGCCCUGCUACCAGGUUAUCAAGGCGGUGUUGAAGGAUGCGGAGGAUGAUACGCAGCUGUCACUGCUGUACGCCAACCAGAGCCCCGACGAUAUCCUGCUCUUCGACGAGCUGCAGCAGAUGGCCAAAGACCCGCGCUUGAAAAGCUGUGUCUGGUGCACAGUGGACCGAGUGCCGGAUGGCGUGAAGUGGGCCUACAGCACCGGCUUUGUGAGCGAGGAGAUGGUGCGGGAACAUCUGUUUCCGGCCGGCCCCGAGACGGCCGCGCUGCUGUGUGGCCCACCGCCCAUGAUCAAGUUUGCAUGCAUGCCCAACCUGGACAAGCUGUGCUACAAGGCAGAGGACUGCAUCUGCUUUUAG
Molecule: messenger RNA, 2547 nt
Organism: Coccomyxa subellipsoidea C-169
Lineage: Eukaryota; Viridiplantae; Chlorophyta; Trebouxiophyceae; Coccomyxaceae
Product: nitrate reductase
Exons: 18
Coding region: 1-2547 (848 amino acids)
Biological process (GO): nitrate assimilation; nitric oxide biosynthetic process
Molecular function (GO): nitrate reductase (NADPH) activity; heme binding; molybdopterin cofactor binding
Source: RefSeq, a predicted model, not a curated record